GUAAUCUAAUUUGUUUUAUUUAUUUUAAAUUUAAUACUUAAUAUUUUGAUUAGGUAUGCCAAAAUAGCUCCUCCACUGGUUUUUAGUAACACAUAUUGAUGAGCAUCUUUAGAUAAGAAUUUUGACAAAUUUGCUUGCAUCAUAGGCUUAAGCAUGCUUUCGCACUGAAACACCUAGCAUGCUGUUGUUAUUGCAGCUAGGGGGGUUUUACAUAUGGACAUACACUUUUCACUUGGUAAAGAGUUCAUCCAUUAAGUUUAAAGCACUAAGAGCCGCGGAAGAGGAGGCUGCAAGGGAUCCAAACGACGACUUAAAAGCUGAUGUAAAAGCCCAUCUUCUCAACGGAGAGAGUGAAGGGUAUGAUGCAGAAAGCCAUCCUGUAUCACCUAAGAAGGAAAGCGAGCCCCUUUGGAGGAAGAUAAUCGAGUUUCUACACCUAAUAUUAGAGGAACUAAUGGCACCUCCUAGCUUGAUUAUUGGACUCAUUUUUGGAGCUACUACUUGGUUGAGGGGCCUUGUUAUAGGGGAUGGAGCUCCACUUCGAGUGAUACAAGAUUCCCUCAAAUUGCUUGGGGAUGGAACAAUACCUUCUAUCACCCUUAUACUAGGUGGAAACCUAAUACAAGGAUUAAGAUCAUCAAAAGUAAAGCCAACUGUGAUAAUUGGGAUUCUAUUUGUCAAAUACUUGCUGCUUCCUGUGAUUGGAAUUGGAGUAGUAAAAGUUGCUGAUACUUUUGGCUUCCUCCCACCAGACCUUUUAUAUCGCUUCGUGUUGAUGCUUCAGUUCACAUUGCCUCCGGCCAUGAGCAUUAAUUUUCCUACGGAAAUAAAAUCCGUCGCAAACUUCCGACAGAAUAUUCCGUCAGAACAUUUAACUUCCUACGGAAUUAAAAUCCGACGGAAAUUACACCUGUUCCGACGGAUUUUAGCCUUUAAUUUAAAAAAAAAACAAUUGAAAACCCGGAAACCCUACCCUUCCCCCUUUCAUUUCACUUUUCUCUCUCCUCUCCUCUCCGCCUCUCUUCUCUCUCUCUCUCCUCUAUUUCUCUCUCCUCUUUCUUUCCUCUUCUCUUCUACUCCUCCAUUCCCCCAUCCCUUUCUUACUCUUCUCCUUCCUUAUCUCUCUUCGUCCCCUUCAUUAUCCUUCUUCGUCUUCUUCGUCCCCUUCGUCUUCGACACCAACAUCUUCCGUCGACAACCAGCAACGCACCACCACAUCAACGACACCAACAACAUCUUCGUGAACUUCGAUCGACAUCAACGACAACCAGCAGCAUAUGAUGAUUUGUAGAUCUAGGGGUUUUUUUUUUAAUUUUUUUUCGGAUCUUUAUUAAUUUCAGAAGUAAAUGUAUAUAUAGUUG
Messenger RNA from Chenopodium quinoa (quinoa), 1361 nucleotides. RefSeq names its product protein PIN-LIKES 5-like. Gene Ontology annotation, cellular component: membrane. Gene Ontology annotation, biological process: endoplasmic reticulum to cytosol auxin transport. The transcript is spliced from 5 exons. Bases 179 to 1291 code for a protein of 370 amino acids. The record is from RefSeq and is a predicted model, not a curated record. Lineage: Eukaryota; Viridiplantae; Streptophyta; Magnoliopsida; Caryophyllales; Amaranthaceae.